Messenger RNA from Annulohypoxylon maeteangense, 1471 nucleotides. Its product is annotated as marvel domain-containing protein. Lineage: Eukaryota; Fungi; Ascomycota; Sordariomycetes; Xylariales; Hypoxylaceae. Gene Ontology annotation, cellular component: eisosome; plasma membrane. Bases 556 to 1053 code for a protein of 165 amino acids. The transcript is spliced from 3 exons. The record is from RefSeq and is a predicted model, not a curated record. Gene Ontology annotation, biological process: eisosome assembly; protein localization to plasma membrane.
AUCCGAGUAACGCCCACUUGCGCAAACCACAAAAGUGAAUUGUUUUAAACUCAAACUUCCUUAGACCAAAGACAUUUACGCUUACCGUUAGUAUUGUAUACGUCACUAUUUCUAGAACUAGAGGGAAAGUCCAAUGAGGUCAUAGUUCGAUAAACAUAUGCAAAUAUAUGGGAAAGUACCAUACGCCAUACGCAUCUAUCCCGCAACUGCCGAUCAACAGAUCAUCGACAUAUCGACUUUUGCUUAAUUCAUUCUAGCGACAACAUCGAAAACAUCGAUGCGCAUCAUUUGAUCGACACCGAUACCCAUAACUUACACUUAAAGAGACUACUCUUGACCAAUUAUACACCCUCUACAUCUGAUUAAAUCAUUGUCUAGAUCUCCGUUGCUUGUUUUACUCGGCAACUUGACUAUCUAGCUACGUAUCUAUCGCCAAUCGUCUGGUCGAUCCCGGUCUUUGCGCUGUUGACACCUAACUUCUAUAAUCAUAUUGUUACUCGCGAUCCCGAUAUACGAAUUAGACAGAGUACUUGAUAUAAGUCAAACAUUAUCGCCAUGGAGACUAUGAUCAAGUCGAUCCUGCGCAUAUUGCAGUUCCUCCUUGUCCUACUCACCACCGCGCUCAUCGGCAAUGUCAUCGCAAGCAAUAUCAGCGGUUCCGAGUCUGCCGUCAACUUCACCAUGUUCGUAUGCGCUUUGGCGUGGCUCGCCGUUCUCUACGGCCUAACCUCGCACUUCGUCCCCACCAUCUCCAUCCCUGUUGCCGCGCUCGGUCUCGACAGCGCCGCCACCUUGUUUACCUUCAUCGCCGCUGUCGUCCUUUCCGCUAAGCUACAAGCCGUAAACUGCUCUCAUCUUACGAAUAAGCCCAGUGACUACAUUGCCUUCGGCUCCAAUAACGACGAGAAGCGCUGCCGCGAGAUCCAGGCCAGUACCGUAUUCCUCUGGUUCCUCUUCGCCUCAUUCGCUGCGAGCCUAUUCUUCGUGCUAAAUGAGUUCCGGCGCUCCGGCGGUUCCGUUCGCGGGCCUAACAUGUCCCAGAUAGGCGUGUAGGCUGCUGAUCAGAAUGACGACCGCUAUGACUCGGUACGGCGCACGAGUGUGGGGGCUACGACCUCAUGAAAGAGAAAUAGAAAGACAAGGGGCUGGAUGGACUAAUUAUCGAUGCAUGAUCACGAGGGUGAACACGCUUAAGUGUAAAAGCGAAAGAUGGGUUGGCGUAUAUUUCGAUAAUACGUGUCCCGCGCGAGCCCCGAAUUCAUUUCCCCUAUAGGUAUUGGAGAAUCAUCAACGUGGUCGGCGAGGCGACUUUGUUCAUUAGGCUAGGGAUACGGAAUCAUCGAUGAGUGUAUAAGGAAUUAUUGUAUGGAUUACGCUUGGUAAACGAGCAUUUGUGUCUGGAUUAGUCGAGUUUUAGUUAAUUAAUUUAACUAUCAACUAGGGUUUUGAUAGUAUAAACUUUUCAAGUUAA